This is a messenger RNA of Cinclus cinclus, 1197 nucleotides long. RefSeq names its product apolipoprotein A5 (gene APOA5). The record is from RefSeq and is a predicted model, not a curated record. The coding region runs from base 1 to 1197 and encodes 398 amino acids. Lineage: Eukaryota; Metazoa; Chordata; Aves; Passeriformes; Cinclidae. Gene Ontology annotation, molecular function: cholesterol binding; phospholipid binding; phosphatidylcholine-sterol O-acyltransferase activator activity. The transcript has 2 exons. Gene Ontology annotation, biological process: triglyceride homeostasis; cholesterol homeostasis; reverse cholesterol transport. Gene Ontology annotation, cellular component: blood microparticle; extracellular region; high-density lipoprotein particle.
AUGCUGCUGAAGGCUGUGCUGCUCCUCUCUCUGCUGGCCGGCUGCCCAGGUGGGUGCAGGGGCUCUGUGGGCAGCAGGGCUCCGUGGGCAGCAGCACAAGCCUCGCUCCUGCCCGCAGUGUCCCCAGCCAAGCCGGCGCAGAGCGGCCUCUGGGAGUACCUGAGCCAGCUGACGGGUGACAAGGAGAGCCUGGAGCAGGGCCAGAGCAAGCUGGGCAGGGACAUCACGAACCUGAAGGAGAGCAUUCAGGAUGGGGUCAGCUACAUGGGGGACUUCCUGGAGAAGCUGUCGCCCCUCAGCAGGGACCUGCAGCCGCGGCUCCCCGAGGACUCGGCCAGCCUGCGCAAGGCCCUGCGCAGGGAGCUCGACAGCCUCCGGGAGAAGCUGUCCCCGUACGUGGACGAGGUGCACCAGCAGGUCGGGAAGCAGCUGGACGAGCUCCGGCAGCAGCUGCAGCCGCUCACUGAGGAGCUCCUGGAGCAGGUGUCCCUGCGGGCCCGGCAGCUCCGGCGGCACCUGGUGCCCAGCCGGGAGGUGACGGCGCAGCUCCUGGGCGGCGCCGACGAGCUCCAGCGCUUCAUGGCUCACUACGCCGACAAGAUCGCCUUCCACACGGACCAGGUGAAGGACAUAUUCCACCCGUACACGGACCGGCUGCUGAGCGAGAUCCACCGCAACGUGGAGGAGCUGCACCGCAGCGUGGCCCCGCACGCCCGCGCCAGCCCCGAGCAGCUCAACCAGCACAUCCAGGAACUGUCCGCCAAGCUGGCCCGCAACGCGCGGGACCUGCACCAACAGAUCCAGAAAAACCUGGAGCAGCUGAAGGCGAAGCUGAGCCUGUUGCCCGGCAGCCUCGGGGGGCCCGCGGCGCCGCCGGGCCGCUCUCGGGAGGCGCUGGCGCGGGAGGUGCAGCGGCGGGUGGAGGAGUUCCGGCAGGACACGUACGCCCAGAUCCAGGCCUUCACCCGCGCGCUGGACCAGGAGACGGAGGAGAUGCGGCUGAAGCUCAGCGCCCGGCCGGGCCCGCCCGAGGAGCCGCUGGACGCGCCGCCGCCGCCCCUGGAGGACCUGCGGGCCCGGCUGGACGCGCUGUGGCGGGACCUGGCGCUGAGCCUGAGCGAGCGGGGCGGGGAGGGCCCCGGGGAGGCGCGGGCGGGGCCGGCCGGGGUGGCGGGGCCGGGGCGGCUCCGCGGCUGA